GUUUGGCUGGCUCCGUGGCUGCUGGUGACAAUGCUUUUGGACUGGGUCAGCGUGCGCACCUUCCAACUCUUGCUCCCCCUGGUGGGUGAAUGGCAGGCGACACUGGGCUCGUCACUCGGUUCAUCUUACUAUGGCUGCCUGUUGUAUGGCUUGCUGUACAGCUUGACCUGUGUCAUUGCGUAUGCACCUGCAUCCGCCGCGGCGGCUGUAUCCUUCAGUGUCAAGCUGCAGCAGCAUGGCUUCAUGCUGAGCCAGCUGGAGGGCUUCGAUGUGCAUGAGGCAAAGUGUACCGUCAGUGCGGACAGGCCCAUUCUGGAAGCUGAAAUCGCUGCCGUCUACGAUGAGAUUGAUGACCUUCCCCUUAGCGUGGCCCUGGAUUCUACAGAGGAAGCAUGGCCACGGCUGACACCACCUGCAGCAGAGGGGGAACAGCUGUUGCAAGAAUCCAACGUGCUCAGAAGUGCAGCCGUGCGCUCUGUGACCAGCUAUCCGAGCGUGGCCGAAUGUCUAGAACUCUUUAACGCAGAUGUGCGAGGGCCGCUCAGGCGAGCUACCCUCCGCCACUGCGGCGGUGCAACAGAUUUGCCACUGGCCACCUGCAUGCAGGCAUUUCUCCCGUUUUGGUUAUUCCUGCUUUCUUCCAACUUUCUGUCGUACGAUGGGUACGGCUCUCUGCGGUCUGCCCUUAAAGCCGAGGGUUACCAGUCAGUGCUGCAGCUCUAUGCUGCUGAUUGUGUCUUUGUGCUCCUCUCGCUUGCAACUAUGCCAACAACUUUUCCGCUCUUGCUGAGAAUGCUCCAUUGGGGAUUUCAAAGCACGGCUUCGCUUGCGACCAGGAUAGUUGUCAUGUCCUUGGCGGCGGUUCUGCCUUUUACCUUCAGUUUUACGCUCCUGGGAGCCGCAUACGGUUGCUUCACAGGAAUGCUCAUCAAUGGCCCGAAGUUGUCCUGGUUAGUCCUCUUCAUUUUCCUUUGCGCCUUGUCGCUUUGCCCGUGGUACGCCAUCUACUUCCACGAUCGGCUAGCAACGCGCUUUAUCAUCCCGACAUCCU
Molecule: messenger RNA, 1051 nt
Organism: Symbiodinium pilosum
Lineage: Eukaryota; Dinophyceae; Suessiales; Symbiodiniaceae
Source: the annotation of a GenBank genome assembly